Messenger RNA from Durusdinium trenchii, 2284 nucleotides. NCBI's taxonomy places the organism in Eukaryota, Dinophyceae, Suessiales, Symbiodiniaceae. The record is from the annotation of a GenBank genome assembly.
AUGUUUGAAGCCUACGUGGCGUCGCUGCACUGGAGCUUGACGCAAUUCACACCCUCCACCAACAAUGUGGCGCCCACCAACUCCUUGGAAAGGCUUUUUGCAAUCUUCGUCAUUCUGCUCGCCAUGGGUUGUUUCUCCUCCUUCGUGGGCUCCAUCACGGCGACGGUGAAUGCCUUGCGAAGCAUCCAAGCCACCAAGACGAAGCAGCACAGCGAAGUGCCACCUGCGAUACAGUUGGCUUCUUCUCUUUUGGGGUAUAGGGGCCCACGUGAACCAAAAUCCGCGGAGCGUGAUCCGCCGCAGUACGUGAUCCGCACGGAGAAACUCAUGGAUGACCCUCUCAUGGAAAACGAGGUCACGAUGCUGAAGUUCCUGCCCAAACGCUUCAGGAUGGGACGCGCGGACCGGUUGGAAGUGUCACGGCUUGAUGUCGGGUGUGGAAACGACGUGGAUGACGAAGGUGUCUCAGGACCAGGCACUUGGUUUCGUCGAUACCGCGCAGCCGCAGCGAGCACCGAAUGCCAUGCCGCCUACCUCAUGCAGCCAGGCUUGAUCCCGAUCCAGGAGGUUUGUGUGUACAUCGGAACCCUCACAGAAGCCCUGGAUCCCGCAAUGGAUUCAUGGACUGCUGCAAAUGCUGCAAUGAUGUAUACAUCUUCGGCACGCGAGAAAUUCACAGCUGUAUGGGCACCGGUUCCUGUGGUAGGCCAUGUCGUUGGACAGUUCGCUCGGCUUGUCAUUUUUGCUGAGUUUGUGCAUCACCAAUCUUUCUCAAUUUCAUGACUUCUGCGACAAGGCCUGUCAGCCAAAUGACGGAGUGGAAGCGUGGAGUGGACCAUGUUCAGACUUGUAACAGGCAGCGGAACUCAGAUAGAAGGCUUGGAUUUGUGUGAGCCCUCUUUCGGGCGUCUCAUGGAUUUGCUGAUCAGGUGAGUUCGAUUGGACGUCUAUCCGAGAGUCUAUCAUUUUUCCAGGAAGUUUGUGGUUGUAGCGAUAGUUGUACGUAAUGAUUGGUGUGUGCGCUUGUGCUUUCAGGAAACACCCCACUCUUGUCGCAUAUGCCUAUUGAUAUUAUAGUAUGUUGUACCAAAUUUCAGUUUGCUUGACUUACUGUAUGUUGGCUCACGACCUCUUCCUGGACCUUUUGCGAGUUGAGACCGCCUUAUCCUUGAAGAUGUGGCCCGUGGCCGAUCAGAAUUCUUCAUUCCGCGACUCAAGCUUGACUUGAACAAUUCUUGUUCUGUCCACCAUCAGCAGCAUCAGCACAAAGGAAGCCUUUCCGUGGGAAGCUGACCUAGAUUGACCUAGCAUGUUAGAUAUCCGAUAGCCAUUCCCAGCAGGAGUGAGCGUCUUUAGGAACCAAAGCAUUUUAGGCUCCAGCGCUGUGGCGUUCGUCAAUGACCCAGGGUUCCACGAACAUUGGACCAUUUGCAGCUUUGUGACGUUUUCUCGGCUUGUCCCGUUUUCUCGGCUCGGUUGGAAUAGAUUGCGCCAGUAGCGCAAGUAAAAGACUUGGAUACACCCUGGAAGACUAACAUGGACCCUGAAAACCACUGGUUGGUAGAGUAAAAAUACUCUUCCAGGGGGCCAUGGUCAGGGUCUAUAUGUGAGUUUUCGGGAGUGUAUAUUAUAUCAGCAUGUUGAACUAUUGCACCGAAAUGAUGAGUUCAUGGCCUUGAAGAACAGCAAUCGGAACAGCUGCAGGAUGAAGCCCCCCUUUGGGGGCACAACAUCAAUACAUAAGGGACGCUUUAGCUCGGCGCUAAGAGCUAUGUGCAGUUCCAAGGUCUUGGAGAAGUGCGUGCAAGUCUAAAUCUUCCUGUCGCACGGAGUGUUUGGGAGAGCCAGCUGCUUGGGGAGCAGCAUGCCAAGGAGGCAUGAGAAGUGUUCAGGCGUGGCAUGACUAAAACGGUUUUGAGACCGAAUGUAGCCUUUCGCUGCCAACUGCCAAGCCGCACUGUUGAGUGGCCGACCAACCAGAAGCUUCAAAGUGGCACUCCUGGAAGUCACAGGAUGCAGUCACUUGGGCUUGUAAAAGGCCACUUAGAGACUCCAAAGAGGUCAGGAACUGAAGGUCCUGGCCCUGAACUUUCAAGUGACCUGCGCCAUUGGACAGAGACUCUCGCGGCCCAAGUUUUGGAGAACGGACGGGCAGAGAAGUCCCCAUGAUGUUCAGGGGAUGGGAGGGGAUGGGUGAGCAUUGGACCAACUAAUUGGUCGUGAAAUGGCCACAAGUCGCCAACCCUCCCGACAUGAACAUGGGAAACAUCGAAGUGCAUUGGAC